AUGUCUCCAACCCCACCAAACACAACCCAAUCUCCUAUUACGAACCGCAUCAAAUGGAUUGACGGUCUUCGAGGAAUUGCCGCAUUUGUCGUGGCAUUCAACCACUACUUCUGCAGCGAGUUUCCGAUGCCAUUUCGCACGUACGGCACAGAGCCCCCUGAAGAAAACCAACGGCUCAUCCAACUUCCUCCAAUCAAGUUUCUAUGGUCCAUGAAAGCAAUGGUACUUUUAUUCAUGGUGAUAUCCGGCUAUUCAGCAUCUAGAUCUCUCCUGGAGACUAGGGACAACCGGCCAGAGCAGCUCACAGAUCGUCUACGGUCCUCAAUUUGUCGCCGCCCGUUCCGCCUUCUCUUACCCGUCCUUGCAAUAGCUGUACCCAGUCAAGUAGCCUUUUACUGUGAUCUUUUCAAAGGAGCAUUGACAGAGGACUUCACCGCAUGGGUCCAGCCAUGGACAUCUCCAUGGCAUCACGUGCUCUACGUCUGCGCAUACAUGGCUGAUAAUUUGGAAAUUGUUCAAUUACAAUGGAAUCUAGGAGUGAAUGCGCAGACCUGGACAAUACCGCUUGAUCUUCGCGGAUCUUACGUGGUGUACUUCAUGAUAUUCGUCCAGGCCGCAUGGAGCCCCUACGUGCGAGUAUACAGCUUGGGUAUGACGGUCCUCUACUUUCUCCGAUACGGCCGAUGGGAUAUCUUCUGCUUUCUGGCUGGGCUCGGUCUUGCCGAGAUCAACACUAUUCACGACCGCACCGGAGAUUACCGACGAUUCCUUGGGGGAUCUGUGAGCUUUGUGCUGCGCCUGGCGCUGGGAGUUUAUUUGUUCUGUCUAUCUGGCGAAGCGGAUACGUAUCCAGCGGAUUAUGGGUUUCUGGGAUCGAUACAGCCUACGGUCUGGUCUCGUUGGGGCUGGGUAGAGGCGCGACAGACCUGGAAUGCUAUUGGAGCAGUCCUUCUCUUUUCAGUCUGCAUGCAGAGCUCCCGGACUCAGAGGUUUCUCUCCUUGAGGUUAUUCCAGUAUCUUGGCCGAUUGUCUUUCCCGAUAUAUCUUUGUCAUGUGUUGGUUUAUCAGGUUAUACGGAGGCCAUUGCGGGAUCAUGUGUGGUGGCUUUUGGAGAAGCGAGAAUACCCUGGUAAUUCGAAGGCGGCUGAGAGCUUUGAUUCGCUCUUGAUAGCUUUGGUCAUAUCCGGUGUGCUUUGUGGAUCUGUGGUAUUCCUAGUGGCCGAAUUGUAUGCGCAAUUCGUGGAUCCGCAGUUGGUUCGGUUGACUAGGAAGAUUGAUAUUUGGGUGAAUCAGAAGGAGGAGACUUGCGCCAAGAUUGAAAGUUGGAAGAAUCAAUAG
Penicillium nucicola is the source of this 1338-nucleotide messenger RNA. RefSeq names its product acyltransferase family protein. Bases 1 to 1338 code for a protein of 445 amino acids. The transcript has a single exon. The record is from RefSeq and is a predicted model, not a curated record. Gene Ontology annotation, molecular function: acyltransferase activity, transferring groups other than amino-acyl groups. Gene Ontology annotation, cellular component: membrane. NCBI's taxonomy places the organism in Eukaryota, Fungi, Ascomycota, Eurotiomycetes, Eurotiales, Aspergillaceae. Gene Ontology annotation, biological process: polysaccharide biosynthetic process.